AUGGAGGAAGAGCUCAAGUGCCCGCUCUGUCGUAAGGUGUAUACGAAACCAGUAUUGUUCCCCUGUUACCACUCCUUCUGUAUGGCAUGCGCUGUCGGGAUCCAGCAACCAGCCCAGCAGCUGAUCCCCCAAACGACGGGAACGGACGAGGGGACACAGGUGAUAAACGAAACGGUGGACUUUCCGGAGAUAGACAAACUGAGUAUUGUGUCCGAAACUGACAGCGGGGUCGUGUGUAAUAGUCGACCGUCGAGUUACGUCAGCACACCGAGUAUAUCCAACAUCUUCACCCAGUCUUUACAGACGUGUACCUUCGGAAUUAAGUGUCCCAUUUGUCACAAGUCCGUGUUUUUGGAUGACACCGGGGCACAAUCCCUACCCCCGAAUAAAGUUCUUGAGGCCAUAGUGGAUAAGUACUAUAACCAACACAAGCAUGACGAAGUCAAGUGUGAAAUGUGCGAGGACGGAUCUACCGAUGCUACGACGAUGUGCAAGCAGUGUGAGGUGUUUUACUGUGAUAAGUGCCGGGACAGUUGUCACCCGCCCCGGGGACCCCUUGCCAAGCACAACCUUGUGGACCCCACCCAGGGGAAAAAUAUCCUCAGGACGAAAAAUAAAAACAAGGAAGUUAAGUGUGCGGAACACGGGGACGAACAGCUCAGCAUGUACUGUGUUGUGUGCAAAAUACCUGUGUGUUUUACCUGCGCACAGGACGGGCGACACCUCAGCCACGACGUCCAGGCACUGGGCGCACUCUGUAAGAGUCAGAAGAAUGAACUGUCUCAGAAUCUACAGACAUUAUCAGAAAAAGCCAAGUCUGGAACUGAGUUUAUACAAAGGUUGAAAUCUAUGACAGAAAGUGUAAAUGGCAACUGUGUGGAGUUUGAGACGACGGUGGCAGCCCAGUGUGAUGCCCUCAUUGAGACGAUCAAGCAGCGCAAGCAGGAGCUUCUCGAGAGUGUCAAGACCGAGAAGGAGAACAAGAUCUGUGUCCUGAAGGAGCAAGUGUCCGACUGCACCAGUCUCCUACAGCGAACCACAGGUCUCCUACAGUUCUGUAUAGAAGUCUUGAAGGAGAGCAACCCCACAUCAUAUCUACAGGUGUCAAGUGGGUUGAUAGAACGAGUGUCACAUGCCCAGGCCAACUUCUACAAGGAAAUGGAGCUGGCACCACGUGUAUCCCCCGAGUUUGAGCUGACACUUGACAAUUCACCCGUUAUUCAAGCUAUACAAACCAUGAAUUUCUUUCAAAUGAAAGAUGGCAUUAUUGCUCCCGGCCAGCCAUUCAUCAUACCCGAGGAAUGCAGUGCAGAAAACAACAGCAUCACCAUUGCGUGGCAGAACUACCUGGGCAGCAUCGUCGAGGCCUACACUCUGGAGCUGGAUGAUGGCAAUGAGGGCGACUUCAGGGUUGUGUAUGUGGGAAGGGAGACGAUCUGCACUGUGGAUGGCCUGCACUUCAACAGCAUCUACAACGCCCGCGUCAAGGCACAUAACCACGCUGGUGAGAGUCAGUACAGUGACCUCGUGUCUCUACAAACAGCUGAAGUUGCUUGGUUCACCUUUGACCCAGUGACAACUCAUCCCGACAUUCUCUUCUCCAAUGACAACCUGAGUAUUCUCUGCAACAGCUUUGACCACCGCGUGGCUCUCGGCACCGUCGGCUUCUCCAAGGGCAUCCACUACUGGGAGGUGGUCAUCGACCGCUACGACAGCCACACAGACCCAUCUAUUGGCAUCGCGAGAUUCGAUGUCGACAAAAAUCUCAUGUUAGGUAAAGACGAUAAAGCGUGGAGCAUGUACAUCGACUAUCAGCGCAGUUGGUUCAUUCACAUGGAUGAACACACCAAUCGUACGGAUGGGGGAAUCAAACGAAGCACCGUGAUUGGCUGUCUACUUGAUCUAGGUCACCACACACUUAGCUACUACAUCGAUGAUGAACCUCAUGGACCAAUCGCUUUCACAGACCUUCACGGUGUGUUCUUCCCCGCCGUCAGCAUCAACCGCAAUGUUCAGGUUUCUCUACGCACCGGUCUGGAACCCCCAGUUGACAGCGGCAGUGAGGAGGAAUAGACACAUGUGACAAUAUCAAAACGGUGUGCAGAAAAUAAACACUGCACAAGUUCACUCAGUUUACUCUGUCUAAAGAUAGCAUCAACAAAUUUCUAACUGUUACACUGAUGACCACGUGCAGAUUGUUCAUUAUCAGAGCUUACUUACUCUGUCUAAAGAUAGCAUCAACAAGUUUCUAACUGUUACACUGAUGACCACGUGCAGAUUGUUCAUUAUCAGAGCUUACUUACUCUGUCCAUUGCAAAAGUAAAUGAUUGCUAAUUUUUAUACAAAGUGGCUACAAUUUUGUUUGUUUUGUUUAAUGACACCACUAGAGCACAUUGAUUUAUUAAUCAUCCGCUAUUGGAUGUCAAACAUUUGAUAAUUUUGACAAAUACAAAUAUGGUCAUAGAGAGGAACCUACUACAGGUUUUCAUUAGUAGCAAGGGAUCUUUUAUAUGCACCAUCCCAUACACAGGAUAGCACAUACCAUGGCCUUUGAUGUACUAGUCAUGGUGCACUGGCUGGAGCAAAAGUGGCUACAAAUUUUAGUCUUUGGCUAAUAAAAUGUUCUUUAAAUUAGCCACUUUUGAAUAACUUUCAAGGAAAUAUGCUACAUAUGUGAAAAUUGGCUAAAAGACCAUUUGUUCCAGUUUGAGGCCUGCAUUAGUAGGUGACAGCUGGUAAUCUGCCAUGGCUGUUGCUACCCACACCUCCAACUAAUUGUCUUACGUACAUACAAGUAUUCACUUCACUGUGCUCAGUAGAUGCAGAGUGUUCUACUUUUCCUCACCAACCUAUUUUGAGUGAUAACGAACACACUGCAUGUGGUAUUUGGCUAACAGAAAUUUGUUAAAGUGACUAUUUUACAAUUGGAAGUAAAAAUGUUAAUGCCUACUAGUGUGCAUGUACACAUGCACAUUUAAACUUUUUGUUUUAUAAGCCAAAAUCAACAAUUGUGCUAAUUAGCAUGCAGGUUAAUCACAUUGUGUGUUUGACUAAUAAUACUAUAGGCUAUUGAAAUCAGUGAUUUGUUGAUUAUCAAAAGCAUAAAUUCAUCACAUUGAUUUUAUAUACUCUGAUGACUUAACAUGUUUCAGAAUACACUAGCUUAUUUAAUUUACAGUCUUUGAUGUCAAAUUCAACUACUAUACUAAGUUAUAAUUCUUAAGUAGUUUAACUGCAUGUAUUUGGCUAGCAGUAUUUUGAUAAUAACAAUCACUGGUUGACUAUAUAAAACACCAAAAGACCAAAACCCAAAAUAAUGACAAUCAAGGUUUUAUUCCUAUUUUAUAUUUAGCAGCAUGACAUCUAUUUACAUUGCACUUUGGUAUUUCUUUACUUGACAUACUUUUACAAACUGUUUAGAAUGAUUUUGCCCAUUGUAUGAGGAGAUGAGGGACUAAACCACCACGUGGUAAUACCACAGUCUACCUCAGCUAGUGUUUCUCAAAUCCAGGACAUACAUCACAUAUAUCACAUGUACUCAGUCCUGCUUCACACUAAACACUAACCAUGUUGCUAUAUCAUCAACAUUAUCGUUUUUAGGUUUUUAAAAUAUAUUACCAUGUCAUUUCUUAAAUCAGUUUUUAGCAUUUUGUAAUUUAUUAUUACAAAGUUUACUUCACUCUGUGACACCACUGGAGUGUCAAGACAUUUUAAGCAAGGAAAUCUGUUGUUUUUUAAUUUGUAUCAAAUCAUCUGGUCCCACAGUAUUUAUGAAACUACUAAUUGGCAAAUGUUUUCAUUGUCAAAGUUGUCCCACCAGUAUCUUUGAUACUCUGUUCAAAUGAGAGAAAUCCUGAACAUAAAUAAGUGUUAGUGAUAAAAUAGAAAAUAAAUUGUUUUGUGUCUACUUAUAUCUGCAUACAAGUAAAAUAUAGUCCAGGUGAGUUUUUAUAUCCAAGAAGCUUGCCAUGUGGCAGCUUACACUGUAGAAAUGGCAUUUCUGAUGUAAUCCAGAUCCGAUGUCUGGGUGACUAGCAUUCACAAGUUGUACAUGAAUAACACAAAAUAAUUUAGAGAUUUCUAAGUCAUUAUCAGUGAGGAAUAACUGAUUGUGCUGAUAUGGUUUGAAAAGUGUUAGUUUAAUUUUACUUCCACUGAAAAUGAUAUUUUAUUUAACAUACUAGUGCAAUUGUGAAACAGUAGAAUCAAAAGUACAAAAAAGCAUCUUUUUCUUUCAUCCAAAAUCAUGUUUCUUUUGAAAUAGAAUGAAAGGGUCACAUGACUGAAAUAAGUACAAUUGUUAAAUCAGUGCAUACAAAGUUAUAAAGAUGAAUGUGAUUAAACUGCAUUGCAGUUGAUUAUUUUUUAAUAUAUUUGUUAUAUUAGUUGACACAGUUAGGUUAUCAUAUCAUGAUACAUCUAGAUAACUCCCUUUUAUUCUUUAUUUAUUGUACAGUGUUGCAACAUGACCAAUAUGGUGCUAGUUUUAGGUGCACUGACAUAGUGUUAUCAUUUACCAUGCAUGAUGUGUAUUUCUCAGUGUUCUAGGACCAUUUGUACCAUUCUGUCUGGUACCAUGACCAAUAUUUAGACGUUUGUAAAAAGACAUUGAACACUUUUGUUCACCAAUAAUUGUUCUGUACAGUUGAGUGUGUGAAAUGUAUGUAAAAUAACCUUGUUUAUAUAUUUGUAUAUUUAUUGCCCUUGUGUACAGUCUGUUGUGUUUAUGGUUUGUUUGUAUUUUUUCUCAAUAGUGAACAUAUGGUGCAUAUGAAUUCUUGUUGCUUUGCAAACACAAAUAUUUGUAGAUUUUGUACUAAAUUAACCCUGAAGAUGUAAUGGAUAUUUAAAUCUAUACUUUCAAAAGCAAAGUUAGAGUCAUUUUUAUUUCAACUUAUUUUCAUGCUUAUAUCCAAAUAAGGUUAAUGUACGCUGUCCUGGGCACACACCUCAGCUAUCUGGGCUGUCUGUCCAGGACAGUGGGUUAGUGAGAGAGAAGAGGGUGUAGUGGCCUUGCAUCUACCAACUGAACUGGCUCUGGGUAGGAACCUUGUACCUACCAGCCUGCAGUCGAUGGCUUAACCACGACAUCACCGAGGCCGGUCAUUUAGAGUCAAAUGCUAAGACUUCCUAAGUUAGCAGUUAUUUCCCAUGUUGAGUUCUCCAAUAAAACACAAAUAAUAUGUACCGGUAUUACAAAUCGAUUGAAGUAAAUAAAUAUGAAUAACAAAUCAUA
Messenger RNA from Gigantopelta aegis, 5236 nucleotides. RefSeq names its product E3 ubiquitin-protein ligase TRIM9-like. The coding region runs from base 1 to 2073 and encodes 690 amino acids. Lineage: Eukaryota; Metazoa; Mollusca; Gastropoda; Neomphalida; Peltospiridae. Gene Ontology annotation, molecular function: zinc ion binding; protein binding. The record is from RefSeq and is a predicted model, not a curated record. The transcript has 9 exons.